Ochotona curzoniae (black-lipped pika) is the source of this 2079-nucleotide messenger RNA. RefSeq names its product LARGE xylosyl- and glucuronyltransferase 2 (gene LARGE2). Gene Ontology annotation, biological process: protein O-linked glycosylation via mannose. NCBI's taxonomy places the organism in Eukaryota, Metazoa, Chordata, Mammalia, Lagomorpha, Ochotonidae. Bases 1 to 2079 code for a protein of 692 amino acids. The record is from RefSeq and is a predicted model, not a curated record. Gene Ontology annotation, molecular function: xylosyltransferase activity; glucuronosyltransferase activity. The transcript has 14 exons.
AUGCUGCCUCGAGGGCGCCUGCGGGCGCUGGGGGCCGCCGCGCUGCUGCUCCUGCUGCUCCUCGUCGGACUCUUCCUGUUCGGAGGGGACCCAGAGGAUGGACGGCUGCGGGCAGCUGCUACCCUCGAGGAAGACCCGCUGGCGGGCCACGGGGGCCACAACCGCUCCAGCUGUGUCCCGCAGCCGCCGUUGCCACCCAAGUGUGAGAUCUUGCACGUGGCCAUCGUGUGUGCGGGACACAACUCCAGCCGGGAGGUCACUACCCUGGUGAAGUCCCUGCUGUUCUACAGGAAGAACCCGCUGCACCUGCACUUGGUGACUGACACCGUGGCCAGAAACAUCCUGGAGAUGCUGUUCCACACGUGGAUGGUGCCUGCCGUCCAGGUCAGCUUCUACGCCGCCGAUCUUCUCAAGCCCCAGGUCGCCUGGAUCCCCAACAAACACUACUCCGGUGUCUACGGGCUAAUGAAACUCGUGCUGCCUGCCAUCCUGCCGGCCAACCUGACCCGGGUCAUUGUCCUGGACACCGACGUCACCUUUGCCUCUGACAUCGCUGAGCUCUGGGCGCUUUUUGCUGAGUUUUCUGACGAGCAGGUGAUCGGUGUUGUGGAGAAUCAGAGUGACUGGUACCUGGGAAACCUCUGGAAGAACCACAGGCCCUGGCCUGCCCUAGGCCGAGGAUUUAACACAGGUGUGAUCCUGCUGUGGCUGAGCCGGCUGCAGCAGGCUGGGUGGGAGCAGCUGUGGAGGCUGACAGCCCGGCGGGAGCUCGUCACCCUGCCUGCCACCUCACUGGCUGACCAGGACAUCUUCAAUGCCGUCAUCAAGGAGCACCCGGGACUGGUACGGCCCCUGCCCUGCGUCUGGAACGUGCAGCUGUCUGAGCACACGCUGGCCGAGCACUGUUACUCCGAAGCAUCGGAUCUCAAGGUGAUCCACUGGAACUCGCCCAAGAAGCUGCAGGUGAAGAACAAGCACGCUGGAUUCUUCCGCAACUUCCACUUGAGCUUUCUGGAGUACGACGGGAACCUGCUGCGCAGAGAGCUCUUUGGGUGUCCCAGCCCGCCGCCACCCGGGGCUGAGCAGUUGCAGCAGGCCCUGGCACAGCUGGACGAGGAGGAUCCUUGCUUCGAGUUUCGCCAGCAGCAGCUCACUGUGCACCGUGUGCACAUCACCUUCCUGCCCCAUGAGCCGCCAACGCCCCAGACUCAUGACGUCACCCUGGUGGCACAGCUCUCCAUGGACCGGCUACAGAUGCUGGAAGCACUGUGCAGGCACUGGCCGGGCCCCAUGAGCCUGGCCUUGUACCUGACAGAUGCAGAGGCCCAACAGUUCCUGCGGUUUGUCGAAGCCUCGCCGGUUCUCUCGGCCCGGCAGAACAUGGCCUACCACGUAAUGUACCGUGAGGGUCCCCUCUACCCAGUGAACCAGCUCCGCAAUGUGGCCUUGGCUCAGGCCCUGACGCCUUACGUCUUCCUCAGUGAUAUUGACUUCUUGCCUGCCUACUCUCUCUACGACUACCUCAGGGCCUCCAUCGAGCAGCUGGAGCUGGGCAGCGCGCGCAAGGUGGCGCUGGUAGUGCCGGCAUUUGAGACUCUGCACUACCGCUUCAGCUUUCCCACUUCCAAGGCAGAACUGCUGGGCCUACUGGACGCCGGCUCCCUCCACACCUUCAGGUACCACGAGUGGCCCCAGGGACAUGCGCCCACAGACUAUGCCCGCUGGCGGGAGGCCCAGGUGCCAUACCAUGUGCAGUGGGCAGCUGACUACGAGCCCUACGUGGUGGUGCCACGUGACUGUCCCCGGUAUGAUCCCCGCUUUGUGGGCUUUGGCUGGAACAAGGUGGCACACAUUGUGGAGCUUGAUGCACAGGAAUACGAGCUCCUGGUGCUGCCUGAGGCCUUCACCAUCCACCUGCCCCACGCGCCAAGCCUUGACCUGUCCCGUUUCCGCUCCAGCUCCACCUACCGCCACUGCCUCCAGGCCCUCAAGGAAGAGUUCCACCAGGACUUGUCCCGCCACUACGGGGCUGCUGCCCUCAAAUACCUCACUGCCUUGCAGCCGCGGAGCCUGGCCUGA